Messenger RNA from Nezara viridula (southern green stink bug), 324 nucleotides. Lineage: Eukaryota; Metazoa; Arthropoda; Insecta; Hemiptera; Pentatomidae. The record is from the annotation of a GenBank genome assembly.
AUGACGUCAGACAAUAGAAUGGAAGAGCGAAGACCAGAGCUGUUAGCUAAUAACUACAGCCCCAUCCCUUUGGCAGGGAGGAGAGGAAUAUUAAUUUCCCCGCUGAUACAGAUAAGGGAAAGUUGGCCAUGGCCAAGAAGUAGAGCGGUGGAUAAAUUAAAUGAGAAGUAUGCGCAGAGCACAUUACUGGCACAUUGCUACCGCGAACCGAUCCGUAGCGGAGAAUGGAGCGCUAUGGUAAGAAUGUUCGCACUAUCUCGGGCCGGGGAGUCGAUAACAAUACGCCGGCUGGCAGCGGAUUCGACAGUCGGGGAUAAAGGCUAG